This is a messenger RNA of Monopterus albus (swamp eel), 4737 nucleotides long. It is a transcript of the gene ubap2a, whose product is annotated as ubiquitin associated protein 2a. Lineage: Eukaryota; Metazoa; Chordata; Actinopteri; Synbranchiformes; Synbranchidae. Bases 332 to 4057 code for a protein of 1241 amino acids. Gene Ontology annotation, molecular function: protein binding. The record is from RefSeq and is a predicted model, not a curated record. The transcript has 27 exons. Gene Ontology annotation, cellular component: nucleus; cytoplasm.
GUUUAGCAGUACAAGCUGAGGUGCAGGAUAUUUUAGCCUCACAGUGUCUUGAGCAAUAAUUUUUCCCCAUAUAUUUGUAGAUUUAUCGAGCUGUUUGUGUGUACAUGGUUGUGAGUGUUUAAGAUUUAAUAUCCAUCCAAUUUGCAGCAAGGUACAAAUUGUACAGGACUCAGCUAUCGGAUACACACAAAUGAAUUCAGCAUUUUAUUGCAGUAGUGUAAUGUUUAGAGAGAGAGAGAGAGUGUGUAUAUAACAUUGAUCUAGCAACAAAAGGAUUUGUGAGUUCAGGGUUUUUCUAUUUUGUACAUACAGAGUUUUGUAAAUACUACAUAUGAUGAGCUCACUGGGCAGCGACAAGGCCCGGGGCCCUCGGGAAAAAGCACUGCCUGCUGCUACUCACACAUCACAACCACAGAAACAGAUACAGGCUACCGCUGAGCAGAUCCGACUUGCCCAGAUGAUCUAUGACAAGAAUGAUGCUGACUUUGAGGACAAAGUUAACCAGCUGAUGGAGGUGACUGGGAAGAACCAGGAUGAGUGCAUGGUAGCGCUCCACGACUGCAAUGAGGAUGUCAGCAGAGCCAUCAACUUCCUCUUGGAGAGCACUUCAGACAUGACCUCAUGGGAGACAGUAGGGAAAAAGAAACCGCUGGUGAAGGAGGGUCCAGCUGAAAGCAAGGAGAACAAGGAGAAUAGGGAGAAGAAAGGAGAGAGGGAAUCUAGCAAAGGCCGUGCAGCCGCCAACCGCAAGGGCAAGGGGGCCAGUCGCAGCCGACAGGCACGUCCAGAAGAAAACGGCGUGGAGGUGACACCGGUGGACAGAGGUUCAGAUCGAGGGCGCAGGGUCAAAGGAGGCAAAGGAUCUGGAGGUCGGGGCAGAGGCAGAGCACCAGCAGGGAGCCGGUUCUCGGCCCAGGGCAUGGGGACUUUCAAUCCUGCGGACUAUACUUCAGAGGCUGGGACUGGAACUACACAGACUGAGGUGUGGGACACAGUACCCAACAACAGUACAGAUGGGACAGUUGCCUGGAGGAACACCUUGGAAGACUGGGCAGCUGAGGACUGGAGUGAGGAUGUUAGUCUCUCAGAGACCAAAGUGUUCACCUCUUCAUGUGCGCCUGCUGCUGAGAACCACAUCACAUCUGGGCAAAGUCUGGACCUUGCAUCUCUGCUGCAGAAGCCUGUGGCUGGAGGGAGAGAACCACCUUCCUCUCCGAGUCUGGUCUUCACCAACUCCCAUCACCACCAGCCUCCGCAGCAGCAGCCGGCCCCCAGUAGCACAAGCUAUGCACAUGCUGCUCUGUCGUCAUUUCUGGGAGCUGGUUUUGGGGAAUUGGGUCAGGUCAAAAGGACUCAGCCCAGUGCUGGAGCUCAGAUACUGGAACAGCUGAAGGGUCCUGGCUUGGGUCCACUCCCUUCAUCCCAGGCCGCUUCUCCUGCUAGCAAUCAAGGAAGCAACACCUCCAUUGGUCGACUGCCAGGCCUGGGAGCACCUGUACCUCCGCCCUCCUCCUCAAGUUGGGACAUGAAAGCUUCAGAAUCCAGCACCACCUCGCUGUCGUCACAGUUCAGCCGGGAGUUUGGCCUGCAGCCAGAGCCUUCUCUUGUACUGAGCCAGCUAGUUCAGAGGCACAACAGCCCCUCCUUGCCUCUGGCACAUCAGCCCAGUCCUCCAUCGCAACAACAAGCACCCCCUGCUUCAGCCUCGCCUGCUCCUCAGAACACCACUACGCCAGCACAGGCAGGCCUGGUGAUGACUGUUGCUGGUGCUAAACCUCCCGCCUCCAGUGCAGGGCUGGACCCUCAGGGCAGCAGUACACCACAGCAGCAGCGGGCACAGCUCAAAGGCCAGAAACGAAGGAUACCUCCCACAUCAAAGAUCCCCUCUACAGCGGUAGAGAUGCCAGGCUCAGCUGACAUCCCCGGUCUAAACCUCCAGUUUGGAGCUCUAGACUUUGGCUCGGAGUCAGAGUUUGGAGUUGUGGACAACUGUGUGAGUGCGGCAUCCAGAGAAUCCACAGCAGCCCCUGCCCCAGCACCACCUGUGUCAGGGCCGGGAUCACAGAGCCAGCCUAGUCUAUACUCAAAGCCCCUCAGUGAGUCGCUGGGCAGCCCUCUCUCUGUUGCCCUGCCCCUCUCCUCAUCAGAGCCAGUAUAUCACUCCUCCUCAGUGGCAUUGCCCAGCCUCACCUCUUCCGCCUUAGGGACUGCUGGCUCCACCAAUCCUCCCUCCUCUUCUUCAUCAGUCUCCACCACCUCCUCCUCUGUAUCCUCCUCGUCCCCUUUUUCCACAGUGGGGGAAAAUUAUGAAGGGACCAUGGCCCCUCACACACGACUGGCCUUCUCUCAAAACAAAGAGGCAACGGGUCCUGUCAUGAAUGGUCUGAAUGGUGUAAGGACCUCUGCUGUUCUAGACACGUCCUCUACACCGAAGCCAGAGUCACCAUCUCUGAACAUUAGCGCUAAUGGUGCCCCAGCACCCUCCUCCCACUUACCCUCCACCUUGCCUGUACACAACUCAAACACGCUGUCCAGCCUGGCACAGGACCUGUCUUCAGCCGGCCAGCUCAACUCACUCAACAGCCAUGUCAGCAGUCAUUCCUCAGUUUCAGCUCUGGGCUCCAGCUCUCUCACUCACACCAGUGUUGACAGCAGCAGUGUGAGCUCUUUGCCUCCCUCCUCUGGCUCUUAUGCAUCAUCACAGCCCUCAUCCUCAGCACUCCACUCAACCCACAACAGCAGCAACAGUAGCAGCAGUAUCAGCCACCUGGCUAACAUGCCCAACAUGAGCAGCACAGUCGGCGGUAUCACUGGAACAAGCGGACUUCACUCUGCUGCCACCGCCGCCACCAGCGCAGCGCUGGGACUUGGCUCCAAUGGAGCUACUGCCACGUCCAACCUCUCUGCACCAAGGACCACACCCCUGCUCUCUUCCUCCACUGGAAAAACUCCCCCUAACUUGUCCCAGGGAGUGCCUCCUCUACUGCCCAACCAGUAUAUCAUGGGCCCAGGGGGGCUGCUGCCAGCAUACCCACAGAUCUAUGGCUAUGAGGACCUUCAUAUGCUCCAGUCCAGACUGCCAAUGCCCUCCUUGCAGGAUUACUAUGGAAUCACAUUCCCUGGCCACACAGCGACUCUCUCUGGCAGAGACGGGAACUUAGCCAACAACCCCUACUCAGGUGAAGUCGCAAAGUUUGGCAGGAACGACUCCACCUCCCCAGCACCCUCCACAAGCCUGGUGGCCCCACAGCCUCCCCAGGGCCAGAACCAAGGACAGAGCCAGGCCCAACCUCAGCCUACUCCGGCCCAGCCUCAACCCCAGGCCCAGCCGCAGCACCACAACAGUCAACAGGCCUUCCUCCCUCCGGGCUACAGUUACACAGGCCUGCCUUACUACCCUGGAGUCCCCGGCGCUGUACCCAGCGCUGCUGCCUUCCAGUAUGGCCCCACCAUGUUUGUUCCUCCCGGGGGUCCAGGACCAGCAUCGGCCAAGCAGCACAGCAUGAGCCUCAGUCUGGGAAACCCCUCGGCUAGCCCCUUCCAGCAGCAGACACAGCAGCAGCCCAGCAGUUACGGCCAGCACACCUUCAGCUCAGGGUAUGAGGAGCUGACAGCGGGGCCAGCAGGAGUGGACUACAGUAAAGGCUAUAACUCCUCCUCACAGGCACAAGCCAAAUCUGCUGCUGCUGGGCCGGGGAAAGGCGUAUCAGUGACGUCCAGUAACUCUGGUGUACCAGACAUCAGUGGAAGUGUUUACAAUAAGACCCAGUCUUUUGAUAAACAGGGUUUUCAUGCGGGGACCCCUCCUCCCUUCAGCCUGCCAUCAGCACUGGGGGGUCCAGGGCCUUUGAACCCUGGCGCAGCUCCUGGAGGCUAUGCACCAGCCCCAUUUCUCCACAUCCUGCCUCACCAGCAACCACAUUCACAGCUGCUGCAUCAUCAUCUAGCUCAGGAUGGACAGGGUGGUCCCAGUCAGCGCGGCCAGUCCAGCAGCCUCCAGCAGAAGAGCCAAGUCAACAAAUCAAGCUAUGGCGGCUCCACCUAUUGGGCCAACUGAGGUGGCUACAUCUGAGUGUGUGUGUGCGCGUGUGUGUCUGCAUUGGCAGACACCAACACACACAUCUGCAUUUCUGACUAACAAAACCAGAGGGACAAACCAUUUUAAUAGACAACUAAACACACACUACUGCCCCUGUCCCAUUUGCUCUGUAUAUCCCCUUUUCAAAUUUAUGGCUGUUGUAUGUAAAAUAUAUUUAUGUAUGUAUUUAUACAGUAUAUAUGUAUUGGUAGGACAUAAAAUGUGGUUUUCUGAAUUUUUUUACUUUGAAGGACAUUUUAUUUCAAAAAAUGUGGAAAGAGGAGAAUGCUAAAUCUUGGAGAUGAAGUUGGUGAAUAUACUUGAACACAAGCAUCUUGUGAUGUGGAUUUUUUUGUAUGCAUACAUGAACUGAGAAUGAUGUACAUAGAUUCUACACAUCAUUUUCACGGCAAAGGCCUUUUUUUUUAAUUUUUGAAGAAAUGUUUUUGUAACUUUGGUCUCCCACAUCUGUGAAUCCGUACAUACUGAGGGUGACUUGAGUUGAUAGUUUGAUUUUUCUCUCUGCCCCGUUUCCCUCUGUCUGUCUCUCAUUCCUCAGCUCUUGCUAGUCGGUUGGUUUGACCAGCCAGGCCUUGGAUUUGAUGUCAUUUUAACAUUGGUUUAAUCCUUGUUGUCCAAAUUAAAAGCUAUGAACAGUU